ACAGGCUCCUUCUUCAUCUCUUCCUUAGCCACCACCGAUUCACAAGUCAAAAGCCAGCUCUUAAGAGGCCAAACCCUGCUCCCUGCCGCUGGCCCCAUUUACACCACUCGAUACAUCUCUUUUUCCAUGCUUACCCCACCUCUCAUCCAAAAGUUUCACUCUUUGUCUUAUUACCUUUUUGUUUCUCUCUGAAUUCAAUAUCCAUCCCAUCAUCAUCAGCUUUAUCAUUUCCAAGGACUACAUGUUAAGAUAGAUAGAUGCAAGUUUUAUGUCGUUAUUAUGGUUCAAUGAUAUAUUGACUAGGGUCGAGUUUGUCUUUACACGAAUUGACCUCACUUAGGGUUAUUGCUCUAUAUAUACAGUAAUAAUGGAGAAAGAAGAAAACUACGCGGUACCAACAGCACAUAUACUCUUAUCUUCUUUUUUCUUUUUUUCUUUUUCAAAACCUUUAGAUUUAUUACCAAUCGCCAUGUUAUUCUGCUACAAACUUGAUUUCCUUCAGGCAAAUUUUGUGGGGCUAGAUUAUUCUUUAGACCAUCAUCAGCAUCAUCAGCAUCAUCAUCAACAUCAGCAGCCUCGGAUUGGUGAAUCUUGUGGUGAUAACAACAAUGGGAUGGUUGAUUAUAUGUUGAAUAAUCCUCAACAACACCCGCAUAUAUCAUCUUCAUCAGGGUUUUACACUACUCCAACAUCUUUCGAUAAACUGAGCUUUGCUGAUGUGAUGCAGUUUGCAGAUUUCGGUCCUAAAUUAGCUUUAAACCAAACAAGGAUCCCUGAAGACGAGACUGGGAUCGAUCCUUCUGGUUAUUUCCUAAGGUUUCCUGUUUUAAACGACAAGUUAGAGGAUGAGUCUUUAAUGGUUCCUCCAUCUGGGAUUGAAAACGUUGAGGAAUUGGUGGAAGAUAAGCAUGGAGAAGAUGAAGCUAGGGUUUCUGAUAAUGCUGCGGUGCAACUUCGUUUCUUUGGAGAAGAUGAUGGUCAUAACAAAAACCCCAUAGUACCUACAGAUGCUGCUAAGAACAAGAGAAAGAGGCCAAGAACGAUCAAAACCAGUGAAGAAGUUGAAAGCCAGAGGAUGACUCACAUAGCUGUUGAAAGGAAUCGAAGGAAGCAAAUGAACGAGCAUCUUCGAGUGUUGAGAUCCCUCAUGCCUGGCUCUUACGUUCAAAGGGGAGAUCAAGCCUCCAUUAUAGGUGGAGCCAUAGAGUUUGUGAGAGAAUUAGAGCAACUCCUUCAAUGUCUAGAAUCUCAGAAAAGAAGAAGAUUGUAUGGAGAAGCUUCACGGCAGAUGGGAGAUACAUCAAUGGCAGCUAUUCAGCAGCAGCAGCAGCAACAACAACAACAACAGCCGGUGUUUCCUCCUAUGUCUACUCUCCCGAACGAUCAAAUGAAGGUAAUGGAGUACGAAACCGGACUCCGCGAAGAAACAGCCGAAAACAAAUCAUGCUUGGCGGAUGUUGAAGUGAAGCUUUUAGGGUUUGAUGCAAUGAUCAAGAUCUUGUGUAGGAGAAGACCAGGCCAACUGGUUAAAACCAUAGCAGCUCUCGAAGAUUUGCAGCUUAAUAUCCUUCAUACCAACAUCACCACCAUUGAACAAACAGUUCUAUAUUCCUUCAACGUUAAGGUUACGAGUGAAUCUGGGUUCAGCGCUGAAGACAUUGCGAGCUCAGUUCAACAAAUAUUCAGUUUCAUUCAUGCAAAUAGCAGCAUGUAAUGUAAUGAAAUCCAGGAAGAUAAGUUGAAGGGAAAUUAGUUCUCUGUUGGAUCUUUUCAAAUUUCAAUAACCCUUUUUUUCAAUGGAUAUAUAUAUUUGAUUUGUAAUAGAAACAUGUAAAAUAGUUGUCAGCAAACUUUCAGCAUAAUUUACUACUUUUGAUAUUUAAUUUCCCUUGUAAAAGUAAAAUUAACUUUUAUAAUUAACAAGUCUUUUAUUUGAA
Messenger RNA from Gossypium arboreum, 1937 nucleotides. RefSeq names its product transcription factor FAMA. Gene Ontology annotation, molecular function: DNA-binding transcription factor activity; protein dimerization activity. Gene Ontology annotation, biological process: positive regulation of DNA-templated transcription; guard cell differentiation; stomatal complex development. The transcript is spliced from 4 exons. The record is from RefSeq and is a predicted model, not a curated record. NCBI's taxonomy places the organism in Eukaryota, Viridiplantae, Streptophyta, Magnoliopsida, Malvales, Malvaceae. The coding region runs from base 368 to 1714 and encodes 448 amino acids. Gene Ontology annotation, cellular component: nucleus.